AUGGAUUUGGCUACGAUUUCAAUUUUGCUUUUCGAAUAAAUUUAAGAGGAGAUAGAUUAGUUAUUAAUGAUUUCAUUGAUAAUUGGAUUUGGGUUUUUUGUUAUUUUACAACAACUGCUUGUAUAUACUGAGUGGAAUUUAGAUAUUAAAUACAGAUUGAAUUUAGUUUCAUUUUUAGGAAAGAUCUUGAUUGUAUGGUUGGGAAAUGCAAAUUUAAGCACAAAUCAGAACUUAUUAAUACUGUAUUAAAUAUUCAUGACAUCAGAAUGUUACAAAAGAAAUUCACUAUAAUACUCAUUCAUUUUCAUGGUGAUUCUAAAUUUAUUCAAAUUCAAAUAGUUUAUAAAUUUUGGAUACGAUUAACUCAUAAACUUAAUGUAAAUUAUAAUAUUGAUUGUUUCUAAUAUUUAUUAAGUAAAAAAUUCAGAAGAGAAAUUUCAAUAAUCAUAGAACUAAAUGACAACAGGAGGAUAGUUUCAAUAAACAUUUGCUAUAAUCUAAGAAUCAAGAAGAAGUAUGCCAAUUAUUAAUUCAUUAAAAUUGAUAGAAGAUGAACCUUGGCUUGAUCAGUAUAAUUAUAUUUUUUUAUAUUAGUAAAUGGUUAUAAUAUGAGAAAUAUUUAGUAUUAGGAAGAGAUUUAAAGUUGAAAUUCUACAGUUUUGAUUUAAAUAUAUUAGGGAAAUCACAAGAAUUAUUUGAAGAUCAAAAUGAGAUAGUUUAAUAAUUAUUAGAUUUGGGAGUAAAGUUUAUAUCAAGAUUAGAUAAUAGUCAGUAAUCUCUGAUGUGUUAAAAAGUAGUAAUAACUUUGAGGUAAGUAUUAGAGAAUUAGAUUUAAUAAUAGAGUAAUUUUGAAUAUUACUAUUAAACAUUUUAGAUGCAAAGUUAAACUUUAGAUAUUCAAAAGUAUUUACUAAAUGUAUUUGGUUUGAUUGGUAGAUAAUAAAUAUAUUAUAUUUUGCAUUUCUAAUUAGUUCCAAAAUUAGCAAUAGAAAUUAAUAGGAAUAUAUUUGAUAUGUGUAAAUCUCUAUCUCACGAACUUGGAACUAAUCUCAAUUGUAUUUAAAGUUUAUCUGAAAUUGCCUUAUAAAAGUCUUCAAUUACUCAAGAUAUCAAAGAACACUUUAUUCAACCCAUUCUUACAAGUAGCCAAUAAUUGAACCUUAUAAUUUCUAACAUCAGAGAUUAUAGUUCAAUUGAAACUGAUCAAUUUUAAUUGAGUUUAUCAACUUUCAAUAUUCUGGAAGAAAUAAAUAUGAUAGUUGAUUUCUUUUAAAUUACUUGCCAAUAAAAAGGAAUCGAUUUUAUCUUACCAACAGAAUCUUGUAUCUAUUAUUCAUAAUUAGUUCCCAUAUUCAAUGAUCGAGAUAGAUUUCGUUAAGUUAUCUUUCAAUUAGUUUCCAAUGCAGUUCGUUUCACUAUCACAGGCACUAUCUAAGUUAUCAUCAAACAAUAAGAUUAUACAUAUGAAAUUCUUGUUAUAGAUACUGGAAUAGGAAUGGUUAGCAAUUCAACAUUUACAUUAGGCUAGUUAAGAGGAGAAUAAUCUGAGGAAGAUCUUAGAAUAAAAGGUAAUGUUGAGAGUAUCAGAAAAUAGUAUAGGUUCUAGUUUAGGGCUAUUUAUAAGUAAUUUACUAGUUAAAAAAAUGAAUGCUGAUGAAGAUUCCAAAAUUCAAUUCACUUCAAAUAAAUAAGGAACUACUUUUAUAUUUUUAAUAAAAAAUCUAUCUGAAUUUAAAGAUAGUAUUGAGAAAUUACCAUCAAUAAGAUUACAUAGAACUAUUGUUAAAUUCUAAACAAUUAAUUCCUAUUAUGAGAAUAUCAAUGAUGUUCAAACAAAGUUUGGUAUAUCCACAAUCAAAUCAAUUAUAAGAGGAUAUUCAAUUCAAGAUGAUGCUAAUUAAACUAUUUAUUCUAAAGAAUUUGAUGAAAAUAAAUCAAUUCUUAAACCUCUUUAAACUAUUAUACCAUAACUAUAAGAUACAAUCUAAGGUUAUUCUCUUAAAAGUAAUUGCUGUGCAAGAGUUUUAAUUGUAGAUGAUGAAUACUUUAAUAUUAUGACUUUAUAAAUGUUAAUGUAAUAAUACUUUGCCAUUUGUGAUAAAGCCUAUAAUGGAAUGGAAGCUAUUGAAUUAAUAAAUAAGAAAUUAACCAAACCUUGUCCAAAAUGUAACAAUUGUUGGUAUUAACUCAUUUUUCUUGAUAUAAACAUGCCCAUUAUGGGUGGAAUUGAAACAGUCAAAAUAAUCAAAAGAAUGAUGAAUAAUCGUAUUAUUAAAAAAGUUUACGUUAUUGCCAAUACUGGUUUUAGUGAUUUAGAAACUAAAGAAAAAGCUUAUGAUGCUGGAAUUGACUACUUUAUGACGAAACCUUUGAAUAUUAUGGCUUUCAAAAGUAUUGCUUCUAAAAUAUUCCCAAGAGGAUGA
Messenger RNA from Paramecium sonneborni, 2423 nucleotides. Lineage: Eukaryota; Ciliophora; Oligohymenophorea; Peniculida; Parameciidae. The record is from the annotation of a GenBank genome assembly.